Molecule: messenger RNA, 3146 nt
Organism: Octodon degus (degu)
Lineage: Eukaryota; Metazoa; Chordata; Mammalia; Rodentia; Octodontidae
Gene: Znf839
Product: zinc finger protein 839
Exons: 11
Coding region: 13-2583 (856 amino acids)
Source: RefSeq, a predicted model, not a curated record
GCUUCGGCCGCCAUGGCGGAUGCGGAGUCGGAGACCGAGGGCGGUAGCGAGCGCGGCGGCGGGCGGGCUCCCCCUGGCCGGCGCGGCAGCGCGGCACACGUGGCCCCGCUGGGUCCCGAGCAACUGCGGCGGGUGCUGGCGCAGGUGACUAGGGUGCAGCCGCCGCCGCCGCCCACAGUGCUGCAGGAAGCGGCCCAGCAGGCCGCGGUGCAGCACGCUCCGGGCACCGAUCCUCCGCGCCUGCCGCGUCUGCUGCCGCCCCAGCAACUGGAAGCCAUUUGUGUCAAGCUGACCUCUGGAGACACAAAAGGGCAGAAGCCAACGCUCCUGCCGGCCACCAUCCGACCCCAGCCAGCAGGACAAAGCCUCCUGCCCAGGAGCCAGCUCAGCCUGGUGGGGCUCGGGGUGCAACCUGUGGCUCCUCAGGGACCUGUGCCCACCAAGAGGGUAAAGGCUGUGCCUGCCCUGGGUAGCCAGGACCCCAUGCCGAUGCCUUCAGCAGCUUCUGGCCUGCCCACGGAGACACCUGCUAUGCCAGGUUCUGCACAUUUAUUUCCAUCUGGCUCGAGAGCAGGGCCUGCUGAGAAGUUCAAAAAGACCCCAAAGGUGAAAACCCGUUCCGGACGGAUAUCCCGGCCUCCCAAGCACAAGGCCAAGGAUUAUAAAUUCAUCAGGACGGAGGACCUGGCGGCCGGGCGGCCGUCGGACUCUGAUGAUUACUCGGACCUGAGCGCGGGGGACGAGGAGGAGCAGCAGGCUCCACGGGCGCUGUUUGCUGAGGCCAGUUGCGCCCUGCAGCCCCGGGCCUUCCGCUGCCAGGCCUGCGACAAGGCCUACAUUGGGCAGGGUGGGCUGGCCCGGCACUGGAGGCUGAACCCAGGCCAUGGCUGGCAGCAGCCCGAGGAGGGGUACACGGAGGCCAGCCCCAGGGACCUGGCCCCGCCAGAGCGGGGCACACCCGCGCCGAGCAGACCUGAGCCGCGCACACUGGCUGUGCUCCGCCAGCGCCGGGCAGAGGCCGCACAGGGCAGCCCGCAGUGUGUAGAAGAUGAGGAGGCGAUGAUGCUGGAGCCAGAGUCGAGUGCAGCCGUCGAUCUGCGGAGUGGGGCAGCACAGCCGAGGGCCUGCAGCCAAGCCCGGCUCCGGGAGGUGCCAGCACAGCCGAGGGCCUGCAGCCAAGCCCGGCUCCGGGAGUCACUCCAGCAGUGUGCCCCAGAGGACCUGGUGGAGCUGGUGCUGCCCCGGCUGGCACAGGUGGCCACCGUAUAUGAGUUUCUCCUGGCGAAGGCCAAGGACGGUGGCACCGCGCAGCCCUGCUUCCCGGCCGUGUACAGAGAGUUCGAAGAGCUGCACUGCAGGGUCAGCAGCAUGUAUCAGGAGCUCCUCGGCCGUGCCAGCCCAGCUUCUGGGCAGCCCCUGGACGUCAGGAACCCUCAGGUUGCUGAGUCCUUAGGAAUUACAGGCUUUCUGAGGAAGGCAGAAGCACACUCAGACUGCACAGCAGCCCAGCACCACAGCAUGGAGAGGGCCGGGCAGAGGUCUGAGGAAGCCCGCAGUUGGCAGGGGGCAUGUGAGGCUGCAGAGCAAGCACCCACAGCGUGGAGGCCCCGGCAAGCAGUUCUGCCCAUGACCUGCCCAGAGUGCCCUGCUGCCCACAGUAGAGACCAGGAGAUUCCCGGGCUGUCUACACCCACUGCACACCUGGGUUUCACCCCUCCAGCGAGUGGGACUACUCCUCCCCCUUCUGAAGGCAGCCAGGGGCUGGCCGUUUCCGGUGGUGACACAGGUGUGUCACAUGCAGGCUGUCAGCUUAAGGAAUCUGCUGACUCUGAAGCCAGAUGUCAUGCCAGUGGGCUGUGCUCGCAGGACUGGCCCAGACAGGUCACCGCUGACUACAGGACACCAUGCCAGCAAUCUGAAGCAGCUCCUCCAAGGGAUGGAGGUGGAUGUUGGCCACGGAGACCUGGAAUGUGUGCCUGUGGGGGACACUGUGACUUUGGGAAUUACAAGUGGGUACCCAGAGGUGUUACCUCAGGGCAAGGAGCAGAUCUUCAUUCAGACUGCCAGUGGAGUCCUCCCGUCCCACGCGAGGACCACCAUGUCCCAGGGGGACGCUGUUCUGGUGACUGGCACAGAAGGCCCUGGCCUGCACGUUGGGGGCCUGGAAGGUGUCCCCCUGGGUUUGGGCACAGCUCUCACUGUACCGGCAGAGCCCUCGCAGUGAUCAGAGGUGUGGCGUCUGUCUCUCCUGGAGUCUGGGGUGGGCAGGGGCAUUUCUCCCAUGUGAGCCCUGACACAGAUGAGCCUCUGCUCGCCCCACUGUCCUUGGUGUGUAUAGUACUAGGGAUGCGAGCCAGGCCUCUGUGCACAGAAAAUCUCCAGACCUUUUUAUUUUUUAAUUUGCUUUUUAAAAGUCUUCCUAUGUACCCCAGGCUGGCCUGUUCUGGGCACAGGGCUGAGCUCACAGGAGGGAGAAAACAGGCUGGGGUGUACCCGUGGGCACAGGAAGUCCAGGGCAGCAAAGGAAGCCCUCCCCCCCAGCCCAUCAGCACACAAAUGCCCUGGGCAUUUCCUCAUCUGUAAAAGGACAAAGAGGGUGUGCCCCGUGUUCUCCUUAGUAGAUGAAUUAAGUCCAGUCUCUGUGGAUGAGCUAGGGGUGGCAGUGUACAUCUGGCCUCCCCACUAUUCAGGAGGCUAAAGCAGAAUUACAUGUCCCUGGCCAGCUUGGGACUGAUACACAGAGCAGAGCCUGUGGAUGUAAGUGGGAGAGUCUGAGUUCAACCCUGUACCACUAAGGAGGUCUUGAUAAACUUAGCUAAGUAGCAUGUUCAUGCAAGAACUCCCUCACCAGGGGCCGAGGCUGGUGCUCAGUGCGGAGCACUUGCUUAGCGUGCCUGAGGCCCUGCUUCUGCCCAGAGUCCCCCUACAAGUGUUAUUCAGUGUUACAGAGUCCUAUAGAAUGUGAGCCGCAGGAACUCACGCUCCUCACUGGCCUCUCGCCCCCUCAGCCUGCACACCGUGGUGACUGCGGAAGUGGUUUGCAUUUCCAUGCUGCCAAACUGUACGGGACUUCACGUGUGAUUUGUGAUUACAGAACUGAUAUAUUCUCAUAAGGAUUUAUAGGGCUGGCCAAACAGCUCAGCAGA